AUAUAUUUUGCCUUGUUGAAUAAUGUAGUUCAGUGGAUCACAGUUUAAGGAGAGUGAUUUUAUUGCUAACUGCAUAUUAUGCUUCCAAAGAACAUAAUUGUGGAGUCUCGCCCCGUGUUGAGGGUGUCCUGGGACGGGAAGCACAUACAAGCAUUUACCUGAUAUUGAUGUUUUUGAGUCAAUAUAUCCACAUUCGCAGAGAAUUUAUUUUGACCAAUCAUUACAAAUAAAUAAUAAUAAAUAAAUUUUCGUGGUUUCCCGUUUAAGCAGGUCGAGUAAAAAUAUUAGUAAGAAGUAUGUUUACGAUAUUUCCUCUAAAACACAAAAAUGAAAAAUAUAACACAAGUGAAUGUAAAGGGCGCAUAUUGGAAACCUCGACAGCGCGUAGCAAGUCAUUUCAAAGAACCACUAGCCGUGAUGCCCAGCAUGUUCAACCACGUGAGUAUGACGAGAGAUAAUUUUGUGCCAAAAGUUCCUCCUGGCAAGUUGCUGUUCACAAAACUUAUUUUGGAAUAAAUUAUGAUUAAUUAUUCGAUGUAUUAAUUAUUGUUAUGCAAUUUUGAUUAAAAAGGUACGUGAGAAGUUUCUAAAACGGGAGUUUAAGAUUUCUAAAACCACUGACGCAAACUCAAAAUUCAAGUGAGUUAACUAGAUUAAGACGCUUAAUAUUAUAAAAAAUGAAUGAACAUUGAGAAAAUGGUAAAUAAUGUAAUAUUUUUUCCGAUUUUUUCUAGGUUUUAUUUGCGCUAUUUACCACUGCACAUUUUUUUUACCUGCGCAUUUGUGUUCCCAUUUGUCAAAAUGUCGCCGUGUGGAAAUAUUGACACUACUACAUCAAUCUCAGGUAAAUGGUUCUUUUGGGGCGUCCCGUCUUAAGACACCCUCAACACGGGCGGGACUCGACAUGCUCUUUGGAAGCAUGCAGUUAGCUCAAUUUGUUUUCUUUCCUUACAAUUAGCUGCAAGACUUUCUUCGUCUGUCGACACGAGCGUCGAUCCGUGCGACGACUUCUACCAGUUUGCAUGCGGAGGAUGGAUCGAAAAACACCCUGUCCCCGACGGUACCUCGCACGUGGACCAGUUUCAACUCCUCAAAGACCAAAGCAUGAAUCAAAUCAGAGAAAUCCUUGAGGCUGACAACUCAUAUUUGACGGCGAUUCCUUUGAUGCAGGCGAGAAGUUUGUACCGAAGCUGCUUGGAUGAAGACAAAAGAGAAAAGAAGGGUGUGGAGCCUAUUCUGGAAGUUUUUCGCUCUCUAGGGCUUCCGCCAGUGCCAACGUUGAAGAAACGAGAAAGAUUUUCGUGGCAAAGGGCUUUAAUCAACGCAGAAAAAAUGCUGGGCGAUAGCAUUUUCUUCUCAUUAGACGUCAUACAGCAUCCAUUAGACAGCUCAAAACACGUCCUGCAGGUUCAUAAAGGGAGCUAUGAGGAAUUUCCAGAGACCCAAUGUCAGGGAGAUAGAGAUACUGUUGAAGCUUUUAUUGCUGAUUACAUCAACAUGUUCAUCAAACACGUUCCAGGCGCGACUGUGGACGCGAAACGAAUGGCAAGCGAUAUUUACGCGUUUCACUCGAAACUGAGAAACAUGACGACAAAUGCGGGGCAUUACCUGGAAAUGACCGCAGGUGAAUUGCAGGAGAUCACCGACUCGCAUAUCAGAAAAAACUCCACACAUAGGUUUAACUGGUCUAUGUACUUCAACCAAGUGCUCGAUGGCGACGAAAACGCCAGCCUUAAUAGAAAAGAAAAGGACUGGCGGAUCAUAGUUAGAGAUCAGCAAUAUUUCGAGCGGUGGUCGCGAUUAUUUCACACCAGCAGCCCUGAAAUGAUCGAGAUGUACAUCUGGUGGAGAGCGUUUUCGUCCCUUGCCCCUUACACAACAAGAGAAUUCCAAAUGAGGCAACAAACCCUCUGGCAGAAGGUCGGUGCCACCCGCAUAAGUACUCCAAGGUGGAAGGUUUGCGUGGAAAUGGUCAAAAAAGUGUAUGGAUAUAUCGUUAACUUCGAAUACGCUAAGAUUCACCUCGACAAAGACCAGAGAGAACAGGCAUUAUGGAUGUUUAGCGAAAUUAAGGAGUACCUCAAAAGUAAUGGGACGAAACUGAAUUGGAUGGACGCAGAGACCAAGAAACAGGGACUAAAGAAAAUCGAAUCAAUAAGAGCCAAUGUGGUUAGCCCCGAUGAUGAGCCGCUAUUCCCCAGCAAACUAGAACAAUUUUACUCCUUGAAUAAUUUCGUCGAUGGUGAUUUGUUUGAGUUGCAUUUGAAGAUUCUGGCCGCCAUGGAAGCAUCAAAGUUGAAUUCAUUGUACCUUACGCCGAAGAAACAGCCUACUUUAGUAUAUGACAGUGACCAGAGCGAGGCCAACGUCAAUUACGAUCCGGCAACCAAUUCGAUUUCAAUCCCAGUAAGCUUGAUGCAACUUCCAAUGCACGGACUUCGUAAUAGGCAAAGAAUAUACGUGUUUUCAGCCACGUGA
This is a messenger RNA of Cloeon dipterum, 2478 nucleotides long. RefSeq names its product endothelin-converting enzyme 1-like. The coding region runs from base 1105 to 2478 and encodes 457 amino acids. The transcript is spliced from 11 exons. Gene Ontology annotation, molecular function: metalloendopeptidase activity. Gene Ontology annotation, biological process: protein processing. NCBI's taxonomy places the organism in Eukaryota, Metazoa, Arthropoda, Insecta, Ephemeroptera, Baetidae. The record is from RefSeq and is a predicted model, not a curated record. Gene Ontology annotation, cellular component: plasma membrane.